This is a messenger RNA of Ipomoea triloba (trilobed morning glory), 693 nucleotides long. RefSeq names its product glycolipid transfer protein 1-like. Gene Ontology annotation, cellular component: cytoplasm; membrane; cytosol. Gene Ontology annotation, molecular function: ceramide 1-phosphate binding; ceramide 1-phosphate transfer activity. NCBI's taxonomy places the organism in Eukaryota, Viridiplantae, Streptophyta, Magnoliopsida, Solanales, Convolvulaceae. Bases 27 to 632 code for a protein of 201 amino acids. The transcript is spliced from 7 exons. The record is from RefSeq and is a predicted model, not a curated record. Gene Ontology annotation, biological process: intermembrane lipid transfer; ceramide transport.
UUCCAUCCAGGGGAAUUAUAGCAAAGAUGGAGGGAACUCUGUUUUCUCCAGCUUUGGAAGGCCUAAAGCUUCUUAAGUGUGAACGAGGGGACAUCCAGACCAAACCUUUCUUAGAUGUCUGCAAAUUCGUCUUGCCUAUCCUAGAUAAAUUUGGAGCUUCCAUGACUGUAGUGAAAGCUGACAUCAGUGGAAACAUAUCAAGGUUGGAUUCUAGAUACAAUUCCAACACACCAAGAUUCAACUACUUGUACAGUUUUGUACAGGCAGAAGUUGAAACCGGCACUGCUAAAUCCUCAUCCAGCUGCACCAAUGGCCUUCUUUGGUUGACAAGGGCAAUGGAUUUCAUUGUAGAACUAUUCCGUAACUUGGGUGAGCAUCGGGAUUGGUCAAUGUCCCAAGCUUGUUCUGAUUCCUAUUCAAAGACCUUGAAGAAAUGGCAUGGCUGGCUUGCUAGCUCCAGUUUUAUGGUGGCCGUGAAGCUUGUUCCGGAUAGGAAAAAGUUCAUGGAGGUCCUAGGUGGAGAGGACAGCUAUGGCGACAUGGAAAACUUCUGCACAGCCUUUACACCAAUACUUAAAGACAUCCACAAAUUCUUGGCUAGUUGCGGCUUGGACAAUAUGAAAUCUUCGUGAUGGGAUUGAGCCUUCCAUUAAUAUAUAUAGCCAUUUAAUUUUAAUAUUUUUUAUUUCAAAU